Podarcis lilfordi (Lilford's wall lizard) is the source of this 3973-nucleotide messenger RNA. The record is from the annotation of a GenBank genome assembly. NCBI's taxonomy places the organism in Eukaryota, Metazoa, Chordata, Lepidosauria, Squamata, Lacertidae.
CAGGAACCUGCAGCUUCUGAGCGCCUCAGGAAGGGUGAAAGAGGCUGAUCCUACAAACCUAGCGAGGAUGGAAGGGGGAAGAUGGACAGUUGACCUGGUCAGGCUGCCUCCUGCAUUCCUCCCAACGACCUCCAAGUUUUCCCUCCCAGGACCCUCUGAGAGAUCUGGUGAGUUGCAGGGAAUGGAGAGGGGGACAUGGGGAGAUGUUGGGAGUGAGGAAGCUCCUCUGGCAAGAAAACAAGGGAGGCUGCAGGUUAAGAACAGAGACAAACAGUGGAAAGAAAGGAGAGGAAUGUUUUUUAAUGGGGGUGCAAAGAAGAUUCUGUUGGGGACUGUUGCAGAGGGCAUGCCCCAUUUGGGCUUCUUCAGGGGCAGGAGAAUCCCUGCAGGUCCUCUGAGGCUCCUUUUGCUUAUUUUUCCGUCCUAGGAAAAUGCCUUCUGAGCUCCUCAGCAAGGAUAAAAGAGGCUGAUCCCGCAAUCCUAGCGAGGAUGGAAGGGGGAAGAUGGACGGUUGACCUGGUCAGGCUGUCUCCCACAACCUCUGACCGUUCCCCUCCAGGACACUCAGAGAGAUCUGGUGAGUGGCAGGGAAUGGAGAUGGGGACCUGGGGAGAUGUUGGGAGUGAGGAAGCUCCUUUGGCAAUAAAACGAGGAAGGCUGCAGGGCCAAAGCUCCAGGCUAGCAGAGAUAAAAGGUAAGAAGAAAGGAAAGGAAUGAUUUAAUGGUGAUGUGUAGAAGAUUCAUUUUCAGGCAUGAGUCCUUCUUUUUUCUCUGGUGGGGAUCAGGAGGAAGACACCCACUUUUACCAUGGAAACUGCGAGUGGGAGCUCCACACAUGGGGAGGCUCGCACAGCCUAGUUGGUAGCCCCACCUUGGACAAUAGAUUGCAGCAUUGCAGGGGGUUCGACUAGAUGAUUAUUGUGGUCCCUUCCAACUCUACAAUUUUAUGAUUCAUCCAGGAUUGGUUUGACCCAUUGGGGUGAGAAUCUGUGUCCGUUUCCACAGCCCACAGCAUCUCUCCUGCAAGCUUUCUUUGUAGGAGCUUAGCUGGGAUGUUGAAUCAGUCCCACCCCACACUAGACGAAGCACAUCAAAUGCCCACGAUCAUCUCAGAAUUAAUGGCCAUUCUGGAAUUAAUAUUAAAAAGUAAAGUGAAGGGAACCAUUAGGUCUAGUCGUGACCGACUCUGGGGUUGAUAUUAUAAUGCAUUUAUUAGGAAGAGAGAGAAAAAUGCCACUGCGGAGAGUUUGCCAUUAUUAAAAAGCUUUGCUUUGCUUUGUCCUCCUUUGGCAGAUGAUGGACUGAAAAGACUCCUUCUCAGUUUGCAUUUUGCAGCAACCAGCCACGAGGGGCUUGCAAGUCUUGCUGGGAUUGUAAUGGGGAUUAUUCUCUUAAUUUGGAUCUUCCCUUAGUUUCAGCAGGUGGUGGACAGGACAGUCGUUGUUCCCAGGUCCCAUCAGAAGUAACCAAGCGUGAUAAAGGCAUUCUUGCGCAGCCUGAUGACAGUCAAAUCCCAGUCCAGGAGAAACACCGCCAGGGAGAGAAAACAAAUCAGUGCCCAUCGUGUGGCAAAGCGUUCAGAAGCAAAUCUGCCCUCAACUCACAUUGCAGAAUCCACACGGAGGAGAAAGCACACAAAUGCUUGGAGUGUGGAAAGAGCUUCCUUGAGCGUUCACGACUUACUGAACACGAGCGAAUCCACACAGGAGAAAAACCAUUUAUAUGCUCGGAGUGUGGAAAGGGCUUUCAUCGUAGCAGCUGCUGCAGUAGACAUUAUGAAAGUCACAAGCUGGGGAAACCCUAUAACUACUUGGAGUGUGGAAAAGGCUUCCGUUGCCGCUCACACCUUAAAAAACAUCAAAACAUUCACACUGGGAAGAAAUCAUAUGCCUGUCUAGAGUGUGGAAAGGCCUUCAGUAACAACUCAGGCCUUGUAUAUCAUAAAAAAAUUCACACAGGGGAGAAACCGUAUAUCUGUUUUGACUGUGGAAAGAGCUUCCGUAAUAGCCAAGGUCUUCUAACUCAUCAAAAAAUCCACACAGGGGAGAAGCCGUAUAAAUGUCUGGAGUGCGGAAUGAGCUUCGCUUAUGCUUCAAGCCUGACAUCACAUCAAAAAAUCCACACCGGAGAAAAAUCAUAUAGCUGUUUGGAGUGCGGAAGAAACUUUGCCCAUCUAAUUAGCCUUACUUUACACAAGAGAACCCACACAGGAGAGAAACCAUAUAAAUGCUUGGAAUGUGGAAAGAGUUUCCGUCAGAGUGCACAUCUCAGUUCACAUCGGAGAACUCAUACCGGUGAGAAGCCAUAUAAAUGCUCGGAGUGUGGAAAGAGCUUCAGUCAGAGUUCACACCUUAAAGUGCAUGUGCGAUACCAUACAGGUGAAAAACCAUAUAAGUGUGUGACGUGUGGAAAGGGUUUCUGUACUAGCACAGAACUUAUUUGCCAUCGGAGGAUCCAUACAGGGGAGAAGCCAUACGAGUGCUUUGAGUGUGGAAAGAGCUUCAGCCAGGGUAUAAGCCUUCAUAUACAUAAAAAAAUUCACAGAGGAGAAAGACCAUAUGCAUGUUUUGAAUGUGGAAAGAGCUUUGGCCAGAGUUCAAGCCUUAGCACACAUCUGCGAAUUCACAGAGGGGAAAAGCCGUAUUCUUGUUUUGAAUGUGGAAAGACCUUUACUUGCAGCUCAGCCCUUCGUUCUCAUCACAAAACCCACGUGGGAAAGAAACCAUAAAGAUGCUUGCAAUAUAGUGGAAAAUUUGGUUUAUAAUCAUUCAAAGAAUUCAUAGAAGCAAGAAGCCACAACAAACUCACACCAAGUUAAAAGUAUUCAUAUUUUUCUCUGAAAAUAUAAGAGGGUGUGUCUGUUCUAGCCAGCAGCAAAGCUCAAGACCUGUUUCUUUCUUGGGUGUCUGUAGUGCAUCUCAAAAGCUCCUGCAGGCCAUUGUGACAACAUUUCAAAUCCUGUGAGUCGUCCUUCUGUUCUUUUCUCAAAAGAGGAAUUCAAGAAGCUGAGCAAGUCACAAAAGAACUGGAGGAUGUUGACUGUAAGGAACAGCUUUGAAUACAGACGAAAGGAAGGACUAAUAUUUUCAUACUCUGUAUGAAAGUAUCUAAUCUGGAAAAAGAACAUGGACAGGCCAUGUUCACGAGCUGCUUGUCAACUCCAGCAGGCUUUUGGCUGGUGCUCCUGGAGACAUGAUGGCUCCUUCACAAAGACCCUUGGUCGUUUCCAGUGAACUAGCUCAUUAAGUAAAGAGGGCCAGGAUUAAUUGAUUUGUUUUGUAAUAGCCGGGUAGUUUAGAAAUGUUUUUAGUGAUUGUGCAUUCCCUUUCUUUGUUCCAGCGGUGUCCCACAUUCUCCUUGCACCUUGCACAUGGAUGACAAAGGAGUAGGACUUAUUCCUGUAUUAUUAAGGGGAUCACAGAAUCCAUAGAGUUCCCCGUUUUGCAGAUUUAACCGGUCUGAUCUUUUAAAACCUUAAGAUGUUUAAGGGCUUCUCGAAAUUUUGGUUGUUUCUUUGCUCAACGGAGGGAUCUGUAAAUAAACUCUUAGAACCGCCCCUUCCAUUUUAGCCAGGGUUCUUUGAAGCACACAAAUCUUCAGGAUAAACUUUGGUAGGAGUCAGAGGCCUGCAUGCCUGGAGUUCAUUACAGGCACAAUUAGUGCCAGCUAAUUUAGAUUAACUCAAUUGGCAGCUGUCUAGGCAAUGUGUUAAAAUAUAUAUAAUGGAUUAUCACAGGAAGGAAGGGGGGGGGGAAUCCAGUUCAAUAAGUGUUUUCAUUUUGGAAAUUUUAACCCACUUCUGGUCAUACCAUCGGGUGCCUCUGGUUUUUAGGCCAGGGAAGAAUUGAAGCAAUGCAUGGCUCCAUUUUGAGAACUGGAUUUGGUGUUCAUCCCAAAGUGAAGAAAAGUUACUUAAAAGUGUGUGUGUGUGUGUGUGUGUGUUAAAAUUUUGAUUUUGAAAUACAGUAGACAC